GGUCGCAUCUUCAUUCAACAUCGCGACGGUUUUCGACCUUUUUCCACAGAUAUCCUGCACCAAAAAAGAUCACCAUGUCGAUUAUGGAGUAUAACGGUUCGGCCAUAAUGGCCAUGAAGGGCAAAAACUGUGUGGCGAUCGCGGCAGACCGCCGAUUCGGUGUGCAGUUGAUGACGCUUUCGACAGACUUUCAAAAGAUUUUUCCUGUAACGGAAAAAGUCUACCUUGGACUUCCUGGCCUAGCCACCGAUGUGCAGACCUUAGCUGAGCGCUUUAGAUUCAAGGUUAAUAUGUACAAAUUACGUGAAGAAAGAGAUAUCAGUCCAAAAACUUUUGCGCAUAUGGUCUCCUCCACACUGUAUGAGCGAAGAUUUGGUCCAUUCUUCUGCGAACCCGUCAUUGCUGGACUAGAAAAGGAUGGGACACCCUUUAUCUGCUCCAUGGACCUCCUUGGUUGUAUAAACCACGCGAAAGACUUUGUCGUGAGUGGAACGGCGUCGAAUCAGAUGUACGGAACAGCGGAGGGACUAUGGGAGCCGGAAUUGGAGCCAGAGGACCUUUUCGAAACCAUAUCUCAGGCCAUGCUGAGUGCUGUAGAUCGUGACGCCUCGAGCGGAUGGGGGGUUAUCGUUCAUGUUAUCACACCAGAGAAGGUUAUUACGCGAACCUUGAAGGCGCGCAUGGAUUAGAUGCGGUCAAAGUGACAAUACAAAACCGGUGCUACUUGUACGCAUUUUGUGCAAUUUUCGAUUUCUAAUAUAGGUUAUUGAGCUUGGAACA
Molecule: messenger RNA, 780 nt
Organism: Spizellomyces punctatus DAOM BR117
Lineage: Eukaryota; Fungi; Chytridiomycota; Chytridiomycetes; Spizellomycetales; Spizellomycetaceae
Product: proteasome core particle subunit beta 3
Exons: 5
Coding region: 75-689 (204 amino acids)
Biological process (GO): proteasome-mediated ubiquitin-dependent protein catabolic process
Cellular component (GO): proteasome core complex, beta-subunit complex; proteasome core complex
Source: RefSeq, a predicted model, not a curated record